UCUACACUAAACUGCAGUAAAAUUCAAUUAUCUUAAUUAAAAACUAAUUUUUCUAGCUUACAAAGAUUGAAAAAAAAAACAGCAAGAGCAAUGCAGUAACAAAUCAAAAUGGCGUACAUGCCAUAUUGGCAACGCCUCUCAAGGAUAACGCAAGCAAAAACAGCCCCUCACACAGUACAUUGCACGCUAUGAGCACACACGUUCCAAUCUCAAAUCGUUUCUUGUAGAGCAAAUUGCUGUUUCACAUUGGUAUGAGUGCGUUUGGUGCGCUGUGAGAACACACCCACACAACGAAAGUCAUACAGGCGCACUUUCCACACAACACUGCUGCGCGCUCAUUCACCAAUUCCACCAACAAUCAUUCAUACGUGUGCAGCGCGCAAACCAAUCCAACUACAGCGGCGGACAGGAAAUGCUUGCUCAAAAAAUGCGCUUUUGACUUUUUUGUAUCAGUUCUUUUGGAACCACAAAACGGCGCGGUAGCUUUGCAGGCGUUAUGCGGUACAGUGUGUGAAAAAAUAUUAUUGAUUACAAGAUUUUUAGAAUAAUUUCCAAGAAAAUGUGUGAAGUGAAAUUAUAAAAAAAUAAAAUAAAAAUUUUAAAUAAAUAUCAAAUAUUGUUGGAGUGCCCACAAAUCAACAUCAAAAACAAUUAACUAAGCUACAUAUAUGUUUACGAAAAAAAAUAUUCAUAAAUAUUUUGAAAAAAAGUUUUAGUGUUUACAAAUUACAUACAUUCAUAGUGUGCGCCUAAACGCUGCACAGUGUUGUUCAAUGUUUGACAAGAAUAUGGAUACAACGCUUUCAUCAUCGUUACACGUUGGUGAUAUUGAUUCGACAAGUUCCGGCGGCACAUCCUCAGACAAUUCAACAGUUAUGCAGGAUAAUAUACAUUCACCUGUGCAAUAUGGUAGUCUUUAUAUACCUAAUUCAAACUAUCGCGGCAAUAUCUCCUGCAAAACUGUGUUACACUUCGAUAAGUUCCCCGCCUACGCGACUGAUAAAGAUAUCGAACGAAGAUUCUGCGAUAUAAGCAUCGAUUAUGACAAAUCACCACCGCCCACCGCAGCGGGUUCACCACUCUAUCCUGCGCUGAAUGGCGUUAUAUAUGAAAAUGGUGUUGGUGAUCACAAUGGUAAUACAAAAACAGCGCUCAACAGCGGUGCAGUGGGUUUAAGUGGCGGAAGUCAAUUGAUUUCCGGUAUAACAACAACACAUGGCUUAACAGGUGGUUUUCAAUUGGAUCGCAAAUUCUUGCAAUUCACCACAGAUCAGAUCCAAUGCAUGUGUGAAGCACUGCAACAAAAGGGUGAUAUCGAGAAGUUAACCACAUUUCUGUGUAGCCUACCCGCCAGUGAACUUUUCAAAACAAACGAGAGCGUGUUACGUGCACGUGCGCUCGUUGCCUAUCAUCGUGGGCAGUUUCAUGAACUCUACAAUCUCCUGGAAACACAUUGUUUCUCAGUGAAAUAUCAUGUUGACUUACAGAAUCUGUGGUUUCAAGCGCACUACAAGGAAGCGGAGAAAGUGCGCGGACGUCCAUUGGGCGCGGUCGAUAAAUAUCGUCUGCGUAAAAAAUAUCCUUUACCGAAAACCAUUUGGGAUGGUGAGGAAACUGUUUACUGCUUCAAGGAGAAAAGUCGAAAUGCUUUAAAAGAUUGCUAUAUGACAAAUCGUUAUCCCACGCCGGAUGAGAAGAAAACGUUAUCGGAGAAGACAGGUCUAACGCUGACGCAAGUGUCGAAUUGGUUCAAAAAUCGAAGGCAGCGCGAUCGAACACCACAGCAAAGACCUGAUAUCAUGUCUGUCCUGCCUGUACAACAAUUGGAUGCCAAUGGUUUUCCCCGUAUGUUCAAUGCGCCCAGUUACUAUCCGGAAUCAAUUUUUAACACACAAUAGCAUAAGAUCUUACAAUUCUAAGAGACUACGUUGUUUUCAUAAGAAAACGUACGCAAGUUAAAAUUAAUAAUUAAAAAAAAAAAAUCGCUGUAAAUAUAUUAUUAUAAUAAAAGUCCAUUGAAAAUGGCAAAUUAGCAUAAAUUGUUUCUAGUUUUAAGUUAGUGCUUAAGAAAUGAAAAUGAAAUAUGUAUGUUUGCUUGUUUGUGGAGAAUUUUAAAUCAUGGCAAUACAAUUAAAAAUAUAAAGAAGAGAAAGAAAAAUGUUGAUUUUAUUUAAAAAGAAGAAAAUGGAAAGAUUUUGCAGCCCAGCUCAUUACGCUGUCGUCUAUAUAUGAAAAAGAACAGUACAGAACUAUUAAUUUAACAGACCCUCAAAAUCAACUUAUUUUCAAUGGAGCAACCCCUUUAGAAUCGGAACGAUUCAUAUACCUCGCAGCAACAUUGAAUACAACGAGUUAUGGCCUUAAUCAUGUUGAACUCAAAAUCCAACACCAAGAUCCGUUUGCCAUCGCUAUAAAAGGCAUUAUUCAUCAUUCUAACUCAUCCGACAUACACAUGACUUUUGGAACCAAGGCUGCAACUAUUUAAUAUGCAAAAGCAGGAUCGGCAUUCAUUACAAGGAUUAACGUGCAAUCCCUUCCUAUUCUAUACCCAAUUCUAUAUGCACCUCUGACAGCGCUGUGCUUAGUAUUUUCUACCAUAAAGGGUAUACAAUUCUAAUUAAAGCAACUCUGCACAUAUUCUAAACAGAACUGGUAAAAUGUCAUCACGUGACGUUUUCCUAAUUUGACAGCUGAGAAUGAAGAAAAAGCUGAUAAAAGAAACAUCAAAAAUCAUUGGCCGGUGAAAUUUGUUCAAGAAACUACAAAUAAAUUAUAAUAAAGUUAUUUGUUUAUUACAAAAAAAAUGGCCAACAAAAAGGGUAAUAAUGGUGGUGGACGCACACAACAA
Messenger RNA from Zeugodacus cucurbitae (melon fly), 2848 nucleotides. It is a transcript of the gene Six4, whose product is annotated as homeobox protein SIX6. The transcript is spliced from 4 exons. Lineage: Eukaryota; Metazoa; Arthropoda; Insecta; Diptera; Tephritidae. Gene Ontology annotation, biological process: regulation of transcription by RNA polymerase II. The coding region runs from base 774 to 1898 and encodes 374 amino acids. The record is from RefSeq and is a predicted model, not a curated record. Gene Ontology annotation, molecular function: DNA-binding transcription factor activity, RNA polymerase II-specific; RNA polymerase II cis-regulatory region sequence-specific DNA binding. Gene Ontology annotation, cellular component: nucleus; transcription regulator complex.